AUGACAAACGUCGACACUUCUCUACCUCCAGAACCAAGUGGCGCGGCCGCUAAGUUUGCUGCUCAGUAUGCUGAAGAACAUCCGGUGAAGCUCUACGGAGGCUGGUUCUGCCCUUUCGUCCAACGAACUUGGAUCACUAUUCACGAAAAGAAGAUUCCUCAUCAAUAUGUAGAGAUAAACCCAUACAAGAAAGAGGCUCACUUUAUGGCCAUGAAUCCCCGUGGAUUGGUCCCUACUCUUGCAGUGCCCGUUGAUCCGAAGGGCAAGGUGCAGAAGCCUCUGUUCGAGAGCAACAUCAUUUGUGAAUAUCUCGAUGAGGCGUUCACGGACGAGUCUAAGUAUGGGCCUCAGCUUCUUCCUACCGAUCCAUAUGAGAGGGCAAGAUGUCGUAUCUGGAUCGAUCAUAUCAGCACACGCAUCAUUCCCUCAUGGUACAAGCUCAUGCAGCACACUCCUGACAAGACUUUCAGCCUUGAUGAUGCAAGAGAAGAACUGAGAGGACGCAUCAAAUCCCUCGUUGAAGAGAUGGACACUGAAGGCCCAUGGUUUCUGGGCUCGACUCUGAGUCUCGUGGAUAUUUGCUUAGCACCAUGGGCGAAGCGCCUGUUCCUAAUUGAUCACUACAAGGAGGGCGGCCAUGGUAUCCCGGAAUCUGGGGAAGGUAAAGAUGGAGAGACUUGGAAGAGGUGGAAGAAGUGGUAUGAUGCAAUUCUCAGUCGCGACAGUGUGAAGGAGACUUGGAGUGCCGAUGAACGAUACAUCAUUGCGUAUAAGAGAUAUGCCGAGGAUACUACCAACUCUGAAGUUGGUCAGGCUACACGCUCGGGCAAGCGGCUUCCUUGA
Molecule: messenger RNA, 843 nt
Organism: Fusarium subglutinans
Lineage: Eukaryota; Fungi; Ascomycota; Sordariomycetes; Hypocreales; Nectriaceae
Product: glutathione S-transferase
Exons: 1
Coding region: 1-843 (280 amino acids)
Cellular component (GO): cytoplasm
Molecular function (GO): glutathione transferase activity
Source: RefSeq, a predicted model, not a curated record